UAGUUGUGAAUUCUGGUCCUGCCACUGUCACUGUUGAUUUGCUUAACCUUGUCUGAGCACGUCUCUCUGGGCUUUAUUUCCUCAUCUAUCUCUGAGGUCCUUUCCAACUGGAAGUUGCAAAGAUUCAUUGAGGGGAGCAAGGAAGGAGAAGCCUCAGCCUGUAGGAGCUUUCCUUUCUUAAAGAAAAAGGUCAACCCCUGGUUCUUAUAGAUGCUCAGAACAUGUUCUUGGGGGAAAAUGCUUAAAGGUUUGCGUUGGGCCCUGCUGGGCCUGGGAAGGUCUCUGGAGAAGAACUUGGGGCAGAAUCAGAAGCAGCAGAAGCUAUGGGUGGCUGCAUGGAGGACGAUGCGCCCCACAAGAGAAGUGAGACCCUGGAGCUGAGGAAGCAUCAUGGCAGUGUUUCUGGAGGCCAAGGAUGCCCAUUCGGUCCUGAAACGAUUCCCUCGUGCCAAUGAGUUCCUGGAGGAGCUGCGCCAGGGCACCAUCGAGCGAGAGUGCAUGGAGGAGAUCUGCAGCUACGAGGAGGUCAAGGAAGUGUUUGAGAACAAAGAGAAAACGAUGGAGUUCUGGAAGGGGUACCCAAAUGCAGCAUACUCAGUCCGAGACCCCUCGCAGAGCUCAGAUGCCAUGUACGUGGUGGUACCCCUUCUGGGGGUGGCAUUGCUGAUUGUCAUCGCCUUGUUCAUCAUCUGGAGGUGCCAGCUGCAGAAAGCGACCCGUCACCACCCCUCCUAUGCUCAGAACCGGUACCUAGCCAGUCGCGCCGGGCACACCCUCCCCCGGGUCAUGGUGUACCGGGGUACCAUGCAUAGUCAAGGGGAGCCUUCUGGGCACCGAGAGGCAGUGAGCAGCCCCCAGGUGGUGGUAGGGCCCAGUCGGGGGGGCAGGACCACAGUCCGGCUCGAGAGCACUCUCUACCUCCCUGAGCUCUCUCUCUCCAGACUGUCCAGCACCACCCCUCCCCCCUCCUACGAGGAGGUGACUGCGCCUCAAGAGAGCAGCAGUGAGGAGGCCAGCAUGUCUUACAGCGACCCACCCCCAAAGUACGAGGAGAUAGUGGCCGCCAACCCUGGCGCUGACAAAUAGUGGGACGUUUAUGCCCUGUCCUGGAUGAACGCCUCUUUCCGAGGUCUCAUAUUUUCUUUUGGACUUUUUAAAGACUGUGCCACCACAAAGCAGCCUUAGCCUCCUUGUUGCCAAAUAAUUCCCUAACUGCGGAGUUUUAGGAAGUCAGUUGUCACAGACAAGUGGGGAGGGUGGGGGUAGGGACCACGCAUGAGUCAAAGCUCCCGGAAGAGCCAAAGGCCAAAGUGCCCAACCCUUUGGGAUGACCCCCAAGCCUCCAACAUCCUGUCUUUUCAUCAGGAACUGGCUUCUCUUAUGCCAAAGGAAUCACCCCAUUGAGUUGAUUGUAACCAGAAUGUCCAAAGGCCGGGCCCGGGGGCUGUGGGGCUGGCUGGAGGCCUGUCUGUGUCUGGAGCCCUAGGCCACAGGGGUAAGGGAGGGAAGCCAGCCUUUCAGCACCCCUUUCCCUCCACAGUUCUGUGCUUUCUGUCCUUGCUUAUAUUUGGAGGACAGGGACAAGGAUUGAGCAAAAACAAAGUGAAAAAAAUCAUGACAAAUAAAUAAUGAACACAAUAGAACAAAACUCUAGCACCCGGGCCGUUCAUAGGAGGCCAAGGGAAAUUCAUCACACGGAUCUGUGAUGCCCACCUGCCCCAAAACCUGUCCCCACAUUCCUGGAAGGAGGACAGGGUGUGUGAAGGAUGAGGGCCAGAGGGCUGGGUGGCAGAGUUUCCUCAUCCACAUUGACCAAGGGGCCCACGUGGACUCUGCCAUUCAGUUUCUAGUGUGCUUGUCUCUCCAGACAUGUGGACCAGCUGUGUUCAAAUCACUACCCACUGGCAUGAGCCUACUUUUUGUGAACGGUGCAUUGAAAUUGAACUUCAGAUUGAGAAUUUCUCCUUAAUGAUGGUGCCCAUCUCGGGAGAAGAUCCUAAAGUGUCCCUUUUAAAACACUUGUGGAGAAGCCCGUGGCCUGGAGUCAAAGGCCCAUUUGGGGUUUGCUCUGCUGUUGCCAGGUGCCAGUCUGUUUUCAGUGAGGCUUUGGACAGCAGUAGGGCAGAAGGCACCUGCCCU
Rhinopithecus roxellana (golden snub-nosed monkey) is the source of this 2139-nucleotide messenger RNA. It is a transcript of the gene PRRG3, whose product is annotated as proline rich and Gla domain 3. The transcript is spliced from 4 exons. The record is from RefSeq and is a predicted model, not a curated record. Gene Ontology annotation, molecular function: calcium ion binding. Bases 391 to 1086 code for a protein of 231 amino acids. Gene Ontology annotation, cellular component: extracellular region. Lineage: Eukaryota; Metazoa; Chordata; Mammalia; Primates; Cercopithecidae.